GCAGAAAACCACAGAUGAUGAUUAGGGAUUGAGACCAUCCCAAGGUGAAAACCGGAUAAUUGAGGCUUUAAGCAGUCAGAAACAGACUGUUAUUCCCUCUACGCUGCCUUCUCCACCAGCACAAUCCAGAUCCAUCCAUUUCCUGUCUUGGAAACGUAAGAAAAAACAGGAUUUUGUUACAGUACCGAAUUUUAAACGGUCCCUCUGAAAAGCAAGGCGAAAGUUAUGAAAGGACCAAGGCCAGUUGUACUGAGCGGCCCAUCGGGCGCGGGAAAAAGCACUUUAUUGAAGAAACUUCUAAGAGAUUAUGACAACGUCUUCGGCUUCAGCGUCUCCCACACUACAAGACAGCCACGACCUGGGGAAGUCAACGGAAAAGAUUACCACUUUGUGACCAGGGGAGAGAUGCAGAAGGAGGUUGAUGCGGGAGAAUUUGUGGAACAUGCAGAAUUUUCGGGCAACAUGUACGGAACAAGCAAAGCCGCCAUACAGGCUGUCCAAGCUCAGAAUCAGAUCUGCAUCCUUGAUAUUGACCUUCAAGGUGUGAGGAACAUCAAGAAGACGGACCUGAAUCCCAUCUACAUCUCCGUUCAAGUCCCUUCCAUAGAGAUCCUGGAGAAACGCUUAAGGGAGAGACAGACCGAGACGGAGGAAAGUUUACAGAAGCGGCUGCAAGCGGCUGCCACUGACAUGGAACUCAGUAAGGAGGCGGGCCUUUUCGACAUGAUUAUCAUCAAUGAUGAUUUGGAGGAAGCUUAUAUGAAACUGAAAAACAUUCUGGCCGAGGAGAUCGAGAAAGUACAAGAAUCUAAAAAAACAUGAAAUUUCCCGACGGUGGAGACCUACCUGAGCUUUGCAGUCAUUCCUCCAUGUGAUUCACUGUGCUUAUUGUGCUGCGUUUGAGAAAAACACCCGUAAAUCCAUCCACGUACUUGUACAUUCCUUUUGAGCUGGGCUUCUUCCGUGAAAUCCUUCUUUGACACUUUCUAUUAAAGGAGAAAAGAUCCCCUCCGA
This is a messenger RNA of Crotalus tigris (Tiger rattlesnake), 1014 nucleotides long. It is a transcript of the gene GUK1, whose product is annotated as guanylate kinase 1. NCBI's taxonomy places the organism in Eukaryota, Metazoa, Chordata, Lepidosauria, Squamata, Viperidae. The coding region runs from base 226 to 822 and encodes 198 amino acids. The transcript has 8 exons. Gene Ontology annotation, molecular function: GMP kinase activity. Gene Ontology annotation, cellular component: cytosol. Gene Ontology annotation, biological process: purine nucleotide metabolic process. The record is from RefSeq and is a predicted model, not a curated record.